Molecule: messenger RNA, 614 nt
Organism: Hydra vulgaris (swiftwater hydra)
Lineage: Eukaryota; Metazoa; Cnidaria; Hydrozoa; Anthoathecata; Hydridae
Source: RefSeq, a predicted model, not a curated record
AUAUUUAUAUAUGUUUUUAGCAUCAACCAUUACUUGACUUAUGCAAUUCAAUUCCUAAGCUAGUUGUAGACCUUGGCUUUAUAGAUACUGAUGUUCACUUAUUAUCUAUUGAUGUGAGCUAAAAAUUUAAAAAGUUUUUUUCUUAUUAUUUUAAGUGUCAUAACAUUAUGAACAGCUCACAUUCUUUUGAAGAUUAUGAUGUUCAGGAACUUGAAUUAGCAAUCAAAAACUUGAUGGAAUUUUAUAGAAUGACAUGGCCAGAAGCUACUAUAACACCAAAAAUGCAUUUACUUGAAAGCCACGUAUCUCAGUUCAUUGAAAAAUGGAGAUUAGGAAUAGGAGUUUAUGGUGAACAAGGUGGUGAAAGUUUGCACGCCGAGUUCAACAAUCUGAAUAGAUUAUUUUGGCAUAUGAAGGGAUGUAGCCGACUUGAAAGCACUAUCAAAGAACAUUUUCUAAGAAAUCACCCUAAGGCGAAAGGUAUGAAGCCAGUCGUAAAAAAAAGGAAAAAGAAUUAAUAAACAUUUUGCUAAUUUUACAUAUUAUAAUAUUUGUUAUAUUUUAAAAUAUAAAAGAUUAACACAAAUCGGCAUAGCAUGCCUCGCAUUUUAAAA